GUGGGGCUGGAAGGGGGAAGAGAGUUUGAGGGGGACUAGACGUCAAAGAAGGAUCAGAGAUUCCACAAUUUCACAAAACUUUCGCAAACAGCUUUUUGUCCACCCCCCCCUGCAUUGUCCUGGACGCCAAAUUUGCAUAAAUCCUGGAAGUUAUUACUAAGCAUUAUUAGUGGCAGCCCCAGGUAAUUUCCUCCCAGGCCUCCAUGGGGUUAUGUAUAAAGGCCCUCUGGAGUUGGCCCCUGACAGAGCCCAGAGCCUGCAGCCCAGACCCCACAAGACCAUGGCUGGCCCUGCUGCCCGGAGCCCCACGAAGCUGAUGGCCCUGCAGCUGCUGCUGUGGCACAGUGCAUUCUGGACGGGGCAAGAGGCUGUGCCCCUGGACCCUGCCAGCUCCCUGCCUGUCCCCCAGAGCUUCGCGCUCAAGUGCUUAGAGCAAGUGAGGAAGAUCCAGGCCCAAGGCUCUGUGCUACAGGAGAAGCUGUGUGCCACCUACCAGCUGUGCCAUCCUGAGGAGCUGGCGCUGCUGGGCCACUCUCUGGGCAUUCCUCAGGCUCCCCUAAGCAACUGCUCCAGCCAGGGCCUGCAGCUGACAGGUUGCCUGAGCCAACUGCAGAGCGGCCUCUUCCUCUUCCAGGGCCUCCUGCAGGCCCUGGCAGGGAUAUCCCCCGAGUUGUCUCCCACUGUGGACAUGCUACAGCUGGAUGUUGCCAACUUUGCCACCACUGUCUGGCAGCAGAUGGAAGAUCUAGGGGUGGCCCCCGCCGUGCAGCCCACCCAGGGCACCAUGCCAACCUUCACCUCUGCCUUCCAGCGCCGGGCAGUAGGUGUCCUGGUUGCUUCCCGACUGCAGAGGCUACUGGAGCUGGUGUACCGGGUUCUGCGCCACCUUGCUGAGCCCUGAGCAAAGCCCUCCCCACCCAGUGUAUUUAUCUCUAUUUAAUAUUUAUGGUUAUUUAAGCCUAAUAUUUAAAGUCAGGGAAGAGAGAACAGAGCCCAGACCUCUGUGUCCUUCCCUCCAUCUCCGAGUUUCAUUCUCCUGCCUGUAGCAGUGAGAAAAAGCUCCUGUCCUCCUGUCCACUGGGUGGGAGGUAGAUAGGUAAAUACCAAGUAUUUCUUCCUGGAGCUGCUCCCUGGCCCUGGCUCUGUGGGGCACUAAGAAGAGCCACAGUGAACCCUGAGGUAUCUACCUUGGGGCCCCGGGAAGCAUCAGAAGGUCUCUCACGUGGGAGACAAGCCAACCCUGUUUAAUAUUUAAACAGCAGUGUUCCCCAACUGGAUCCUUGUAUCCCUCUUUCUGGUCAGCCAAGUCCUGUGUCCCCUCACAUCCCCAUCCCCAUAGGCAUUAUUAAGUCUCUGGAGAAACACAGGCAGCMGGGACUAGGAGUCUUGGACCUGGAAUUUGCUGAACAAUCUAGUUUCUUUCUGAUUUGGGGGGCAUGUUUGACUCCCAGUACAAGGAGCUCAGACAUCCAUGUCCUUGGGUUUCUUGCCCCUGUCCCCACCAAAGUCAGAUUCUCCUUUUAGGACUGGGAUUAGGAAGGGAGAAGACAAGGGGCAAUCACGAAGGGAGUGUGAUGUGAAAGGAAGCCCAGGCUCAGCCUCUACCCUGUCCCCACUCUUCAUUGUAACCAGGCUGAGGAUAAUAAAGUGUUUGUCUCUAGUAAAUGUCCUUCCUCCUUCUUGAGUCCAGCUAGUGCCUGGCCAGGGACUGGUGAGUGGUGGGAGAGGCCAGAGGGAGUGGGGAGGAGGCUGAGGAGGAGGCAGGUCCUCUAGCUCACCCAGCGCUGACUCCUUCAGCAUGUACCGCCUGGGCACCUAUUCUGCAAGUGCUGGGCUGUGCUAGGGACAGAGCAAUAAAAAGCACACAUUCCUGUCCUGGUGCAGCCAUAGCCUUGUAGGAAAGGCAGAAGGCAGACAGACUGUGGGUGCUGGAGGCGAGAGAGGGCUUGGGGCUAGGGUGGGCUCACCAGGCCAGACACAGGCCGACUGGGCUGUAGCCAGGGGUCCUGAACAUGUGCACAGCUGGCUGCUUUACCAGCUUCCAUAAACUUGAGCCCAUCCACAGAGUUGCCCACAAAGACAGAAAAUGAGGAAGCCGAAUGUUUGGUGACCACUUGGGUCAGAACUCAAAUUCCAGGGGCUGGGAUUGUGUUCAGCGGAGAGUGCUCGUCUAGCACAUGG
Molecule: messenger RNA, 2181 nt
Organism: Urocitellus parryii (Arctic ground squirrel)
Lineage: Eukaryota; Metazoa; Chordata; Mammalia; Rodentia; Sciuridae
Gene: Csf3
Product: colony stimulating factor 3
Biological process (GO): positive regulation of myeloid cell differentiation; immune response
Cellular component (GO): extracellular region
Molecular function (GO): cytokine activity; granulocyte colony-stimulating factor receptor binding
Source: RefSeq, a predicted model, not a curated record